This is a messenger RNA of Strongyloides ratti, 2175 nucleotides long. Its product is annotated as Peptidase S1 domain and C-type lectin domain and von Willebrand factor, type A domain and Trypsin-like cysteine/serine peptidase domain and C-type lectin-like domain and C-type lectin fold domain-containing protein. The coding region runs from base 1 to 2175 and encodes 724 amino acids. Gene Ontology annotation, molecular function: serine-type endopeptidase activity. The record is from RefSeq and is a predicted model, not a curated record. Gene Ontology annotation, biological process: proteolysis. Lineage: Eukaryota; Metazoa; Nematoda; Chromadorea; Rhabditida; Strongyloididae. The transcript is spliced from 7 exons.
AUGACUGUAAUAAGUAAUGAAGAAUCACAUAAAAUUCAUUCAAUAUGUGGUAAAGCUGAAAAAAAUGAAAGAAAAUAUCCUUGGGCAGUUUCUAUUUUACAUAAAGGAAAAAAUAAAAUAGGUGGCACAAUAAUUUCACCUUAUCAUAUUUUAACAGUUGCACAUGGCUUUUUAUCAUUAAAAUCUUUUGGACAAGCACCAUGCACCAUUGAAGAAAUUAGAAGUAUAGAACAAAUUCGUGAAAGAGUAAUAUCAAUUGGUGAUGAUUGUAAUCGUGGAUUUUUACCAAAUAAAACAAAUUCUUAUGAAUGUUAUGAGAGUUGUCGUGGUGGUCAUGAUUGGGCUAUAGUUGAGGUUGACUCUUCAAUAGAAUUCAAUGAAAGAGUCAAACCAAUUUGUUUACCAUAUCCACAAACUUAUAUAAAUGAUAUAUUAACAAUAGUAUCAUGGGGUAAACAGGAAUAUUUUAAAAAAAGUACCCCAUUAAUGAGAGUUUUUGAAAUGAGACAUGAUAAAAAUUGUCAAAAACCAUUAUCAGAUACAAUGCCAACAAAUAUACCUGAUUAUAUAUGUGUUAAAGCAUUAAAUACAAAAGAUUUAAAUUCUCCUCGUGUUUGUUUAGGGGAUUCAGGAUCAGGUGUUCAACAGAUUGGUUUAGAUGGAAAAGUUGUAUUGAUAGGUAUAACAUCAUAUGGUUCUUCAGGAUGCCCAGCAAAUGAAUUAGCAAGGCUUACCAGAGUUGACUUAUACUUACAAGAUAUUUGUUAUCUUACAGAUAUCAUGUUCAUUCUAGAUAUUUCAGAAGAUGCAGCUAUUUAUGAUAUUCAACGCCAAACAGGUAUCUCACUUCAAUUUAUUUUAACAAGUAAUUUGUCUAUGGAUAAUCAAAAAUUACAAUCAUCAAGAGUAGCUUUAAUUACAGCGUCUGAUGAGAUAAAUGUUAUUGGAAAUUUUAGUACUUUCAGUUCAAGUAAUGAUUUAAUAGGUGCUUUAGAAAAUGUCAGUUCAACUACAAUUACUGGUAAGAAAUUGGAUAUUAUAAAAGCUUUAAAUACAGCUGAAAGUAUUAUUAAGGAAACUGGUAGAAAUAGUAGUUAUAAAAAAUUAGUUAUCCUAUUUUCAUCACAUGAAGAUAUCCGUUGUGAUGAGAGUGAUCAAUUUGAAAAUCAUAAUAUUGAUGGUGAUAUUUGUAGGAGGGCUGCAGACUUCAAAAAUGAAGAUUAUUUCUUGAUGACAGUAAGACUUGAUUAUGAAGGCAAAAAUUCUUUAAAUAAAAAUAGUAUAGCAUCACCCUGUUAUUCAUUAGAUUUUGAUAAUAAUAUUACUAAAAAUAUGUUACAUUUAGCAUCAAGAAGUAAUUGUUUUUGUGAGAGACAAUUUCAUCAAUUUGAAGAUAUUGAUAGUUGUAUAAAAACAUCAGAAUGCCUUUAUUUAGAAGAUACACCAUCUUCUUAUGUAGUUGCUGAGAAUAUAGCUAAAUUAUAUAAUGCAACUUUAGUAGAUAUUAGAUCUGAUUCAAAACAAAAAUUUUUAUUAAAAUUAACAAAUCAAUCAUUACCAAUAUUUAUUGGUCUUAAUCAAUUGACAACUAGCAAUAUAUGGCAAUGGGAUACAGGAUAUAAUUUUAAUCCAAAUAAUGAUUAUAAUCAAUUUGCACCUGGAGAAAUAGAUAAAAUUGGAAUAUUGAACGUAAUUUUUCAAUUCAUUAUUAUUACUAUAUCUUCUAUAACUGAUAAUAUUAUUAAAAAUCCUAAAAAAGAUAAUGGUGUACAGAUAAGAGCUAAAAGACAAGGUUGUGGAAUGUUAGGAGGAUGUUGGGGUGCUGCAUAUACUGGAGGAUGUUCUGGAAAUUCAUGUGGAUAUCAAAUGAAUUCUUCACCAUGUCAAUCAAGACAAUGUCAAGCAUUUUUUUCAUCACCUGCAUACCAAUGUAGACCAGGAUGUACAACUCCAGCCUGUUGUAGAAGUGUGGUACCUAAUCCUUGUGCUAAUUGUGGUCAACCACAAUCAACAAUGACACAAAUGAUUCAGAUGCCACAAAUGAAUAUUCAAAUAAAACAACCACCAAGAUGUUGUCCAUGUUGUAUGCCAGUAUGUUCUAAGAUGUGUGUUAUGAGUGGAGGAUGUAAUGCUUGUUAUGAUUAUUAUUCUGAUUUAGGAUUUGGAAAAAAAUAA